AACUGGAGAGGGAGAAGUUGUGCCAAAGGGACCGUGGUGGUUGGUGCCGCUGCUGCCGCCGCCCGCGAAACAGCUCAGGUAGACGAGCUUCAGGAGCGCGCUGCAAACUCGCCGCGGCUCAGAGGCUCUGCAGGAACAGUGGUCCGCACGCUUGGGAGUCGGACGGCGCCCGGCGCCGCUACCAAGGCACCCGAUCGGCUCAGGGUGCCUGCCCCGGGCCAGCCUGGAGCGCUUCAGGCCGCCACCUCGCCAGCGGCUCCCGGGAUCCUCAGCCAUCUUGACACCGCGCUGCUGGGGGAAAGUUGAGGGAAGCCGGCCAGAAGCAGCGGCGGCAGCGCCGGACCCCACGCCUCCCGACAGCGCCGAGAAGGAAGAGAUGAGCGCGGGACGGCUGGACGCGGACUGAGCCGAACGAGAGAGCCGGGAAGAUUCGGAGCUGAGGAGCCGCCGCCGCUUCCCCGGUCUCCUUCCCGGGCCAGAGCCAGGACUUGCUUCGAGGGAGGGAGGCAGGCAGCGGUCUGGAGGCGAACGGGGGCUCUGGAGCGUGGAGAGGUGGCGGCAGCGGCAGCAGCGCACUCCGGCACGGAGCUCGUCUUAGCAGCGGGGGUGCCCGGAGGAGGAGGACCAACGUGGCUGGCUGCUUCCCUGCCGGAGGAGUCUGCCGGGACGCGCCGCCGCCAGGGCUGCUGCCGCUGCUGCUCCUCCUCUUCCCCCCCGCCGAGCAUGGAGCGGAGUUACCUGUUGGCCAUGGCUUUCCUCCCGCUCUUGCUGCCCGCUUGGUCCCCGCCGCAGCGCUCUAGCUACGCCGCCUCGGCCGCUUCUGCUGUAGCCGCCGCUGCCGCCGCUUCGUCGUCCUCGUCGUCGUCGUCCUCCUCGUCUUCUUCAGCAGCCUCUGCCUCCGCCGCCUCCUCGGCCAAGGAGCUAUCGUGCCAGGAGAUCACGGUGCCGCUGUGCAAAGGCAUCGGCUACAACUACACCUACAUGCCCAACCAGUUCAACCACGACACGCAGGACGAAGCGGGGCUGGAGGUGCACCAGUUCUGGCCCUUGGUGGAGAUCCAGUGCUCGGCCGACCUGCGCUUCUUCCUGUGCAGCAUGUACACGCCCAUCUGCCUGGAGGACUACAAGAAGCCGCUGCCGCCCUGCCGCAGCGUGUGCGAGCGGGCCAAGGCCGGCUGCGCGCCGCUCAUGCGCCAGUACGGCUUCGCCUGGCCCGACCGCAUGCGCUGCGACCGCUUGCCCGAGCAGGGCAACCCGGACACGCUCUGCAUGGACUACAACCGCACCGAUCUCACCACCGCCGCGCCGCCGCCGCCGCAGCCCAAGCCCCCGCACCGCAAGCCUGGGGGAGCCGGAGCGGCCAGGAUCCCCGGCGCCGCAGUGCCACCUCCGGUCGCCGAGCCACCUCUGCGCAAGGCCCACCCACCGGCGCCCUGCGAGCCGGGCUGCCAGUGCCGGGCGCCCAUGGUGUCCGUGUCCAGCGAGCGCCACCCGCUCUACAACCGGGUCAAGACGGGCCAGAUCGCCAACUGCGCCCUGCCCUGCCACAACCCUUAUUUCAGCCCGGACGAGCGCGCCUUCACCGCCUUCUGGAUCGGCUUGUGGUCCAUCCUCUGCUUCAUCUCCACCUUCGCCACCGUCUCCACUUUCCUCAUCGACAUGGAGCGCUUCAAGUACCCGGAGCGGCCCAUCAUCUUCCUGGCUGCCUGCUACCUCUUCGUCUCGCUGGGCUACCUGGUGCGCCUGGUGGCGGGACACGAGAAAGUGGCUUGCAGCGGUGGCGCAGCCGCGGCGGCGGGAGCAGGGCCGGCGGGCACCGCUGGGGGCGCUGCAGGGGCAGCGGUGGCGGCCGCGGCUGUCGGAGGGCGCGGGGCGGCCGGGAGCGCGGCCGAGCUGCAGCCCGAGCUGGCCGUGGCUGAGCACGUGCGCUACGAGAGCACCGGCCCUGCCUUGUGCACGGUGGUCUUCCUGCUGGUGUACUUCUUCGGCAUGGCCGGCUCCAUCUGGUGGGUCAUCCUCUCCCUCACCUGGUUCCUGGCUGCCGGCAUGAAGUGGGGCAACGAGGCCAUCGCGGGCUAUGCGCAGUACUUCCACCUGGCGGCCUGGCUGCUGCCCAGCGUCAAAUCCAUCGCCGUGCUGGCCCUCAGCUCGGUGGACGGGGACCCCGUGGCUGGCAUCUGCUAUGUGGGCAACCAGAGCCUGGAGAACCUGCGGGGCUUCGUGCUGGCCCCCUUGCUCAUCUACCUGGCCAUCGGCUCCAUGUUCCUGCUGGCCGGCUUUGUGUCCCUCUUCCGCAUCCGGAGCGUCAUCAAGCAGCAAGGGGGCCCCACCAAGACGCACAAGCUGGAGAAGCUCAUGAUCCGCCUGGGCCUCUUCACGGUGCUCUACACGGUGCCCGCGGCCAGCGUGGUGGCUUGCCUCUUCUACGAGCAGCACAACCGCCCCCGCUGGGAGGCCACGCACAACUGCCCCUGCCUGCGGGACCAGCAGCCCGACCAGGCCCGCCGCCCGGACUACGCGGUCUUCAUGCUCAAGUACUUCAUGUGCCUGGUGGUGGGCAUCACCUCCGGCGUGUGGGUCUGGUCCGGGAAGACGCUGGAGUCCUGGAAGGCACUUUGCACCCGUUGCUGCUGGGCCAGCAAGGGGACGGCGGCCGCCGCGGCUGGCAGCAUCGGGGCGGGAGGCGGAGGCGGAGGGGGCCUGGUGACUGCUGCCGCGGUGGGAGGCCUGGGCGGCGGAGGGGGCUCCAUGUACAGUGAUGUCAGCACCGGCCUAACGUGGAGAUCGGGCACCGCCAGCUCCGUUUCAUACCCGAAACAGAUGCCCCUGUCCCAAGUGUGAAGGCGGGGGGAGGGAGAUGGGGGUGCAGCUAACUCUACCGCCCCCUCCCUUUCCCUGAUGGACUUCCUCAUGGCCUCCCCACUCGCAGGACAAUGGGGAGGACCACAAGUGCCAACUCCCGCCGCCCCUUUCCCGCUCCUUGCCGUAGGUAGGAGGGAACCGCAAACUCCAAGGCACCAGCUUUUCUUGUUGAUCGGAGGAGUGGAAGUGUGACAAGGCCAGGCCUGUAGAAGUGGCUCCUUGGACUGGCACAAGAGACCCUUCGUGGUAUGGGGCUCUUAGACUUGCUCUCUCUUCUUCCUUCCCUCCAACUGGGAGGCAACAUCAAAAAUAGCUGCCUGAUAGGACUGCAGGGUUUGGGACUCAAGACUCUAUAAAAAAAAACACCAACAAAAACUGGCAGAUGCCUUAAACACAUUCAAACCAUGUCUUAAUUAUACACCCCAAAUAAAUACGGGUUUCUUAUGUUAAAGGAUGUAUUUAUAUAAUUAUUUGGUACCUUGUACAAAAUGUGUAAGAUAUGUAUAUACUCCAAAUGCUAUACAGUCUGUACAUUUUUUUUGUAUAAAAAAAAUUUAGAGGCUUACCACCACCGCUCUCUUCCAAGAGCAAAUAUUUGAGUAUUCUAUUUUGUCAAUAAAAUAACAAGAAGUGA
Messenger RNA from Hemicordylus capensis (graceful crag lizard), 3496 nucleotides. It is a transcript of the gene FZD8, whose product is annotated as frizzled class receptor 8. The coding region runs from base 724 to 2841 and encodes 705 amino acids. Gene Ontology annotation, biological process: non-canonical Wnt signaling pathway; canonical Wnt signaling pathway. Lineage: Eukaryota; Metazoa; Chordata; Lepidosauria; Squamata; Cordylidae. Gene Ontology annotation, cellular component: plasma membrane. The record is from RefSeq and is a predicted model, not a curated record. Gene Ontology annotation, molecular function: Wnt receptor activity; Wnt-protein binding. The transcript has a single exon.